AUGGUGCAACUUAUACUAACAUCCAAUGGAAUAAUAACAGAAAGUAUACCUGUUAUGCAUAGGAUUAGAGGAAUGAUGUUUUCUCUUGCAUGGGACGGAAAAGUGCGAGCAAAUGGGAAAGGGUUGGUUGGUGGGAGGUUUUACCUCGAUUACCCUAGCGUGGGGGCAACUGCAACCUUAAUGAUGGCAGCUUGCAUGGCUGAGGGGAAGACCUUGCUCUCAAAUGUUGCUCAAGAACCAGAAAUAAUUGAACUUGCUCAUUUCCUGACAGAAAGUGGGGCAUGUAUAAAUGAUGCAGGAUCAGACAAGAUUUAUAUCUGUGGAAAAAAUCAGUUACAUGGUUCUGAAUAUGGCACAAUGCCAGACAGAAUCGAAACGGGCACCUUCAUACUUGCUGCUGCAAUUACUCGAUCCUGCUUCUCUCUAUCACCUGUCUUUCCUUGCAGUUUAUCUGGCUUGUUAGAAAAGCUCCAGCUUUCUGCAAUCCCUGCAAGUAGGGGGGAUGACUUGCGAGGCUUCAAUUUUAGAACCCAACCGUACCCAGGAUUCCCAACAGAUCUCCAACCCCAGACAAUGGCUUUGCUUUCAACAUGUAGUGGCUCAAGCAUUAUAGAAGAAUCUGUGUUUGAAAAUCACAUGGGUCAUGUAAGAGAAUUACAGAAGUUUGGAGCCAAAAUUGAGGUUUGUGGAAGUACUGCAUUGGUUUUUGGCAAAGAAAAGGGAAGUCACUUUUCUGGGAGUCGUGUCACUGCUACUGAUUUAAGAGGCGGAACGUCAUUGGUUUUAGCCGGGUUAGCUUCAGAAGGAAUUACAGAAAUUAAUGGAAUUUCACAUAUUGAUCGAGGUUAUGAGAAUCUGGAGUCGAAGCUUUGUCUCAUAGGAGCUGAUAUCAAAAGACAGGAUCUUAACAAAGGCCAUGCCAACAAUUUUAUCACGCCCGUUUGCACGUCUACUACCUAA
Molecule: messenger RNA, 960 nt
Organism: Fraxinus pennsylvanica
Lineage: Eukaryota; Viridiplantae; Streptophyta; Magnoliopsida; Lamiales; Oleaceae
Source: the annotation of a GenBank genome assembly